GUCACCGGCAUCCAAUUGGAGCGCCCGCAACACGAUUAAACGAUGGCGGUACGUGGAUAAGUCAGGAUAUCCAGCGGUUUAAUUGUUUUCUCUCCUCGUAAGCGAAGGCCUUGGUCGUACACAAUGACUCGGCUGUCUUCAUCGGCCAGAUCACGCACGUUAGCCGGUUACCUUACCUCCAUUCUGGUCGUGGACUGCCUCCAAAUUGCCUCGAGCGUUUUCUUGCUGCCCACUCCCCUCACCGGAAUCCUGUGCACACCCGUCGUCCUCUACAUGCUCUUCAGCCGGGCGGGAGUUCUGGCCUCGCUGAGCUGCGCCGCCUGGAUCGCCCUGGUACUCUUGCUGCCCGUUCCGCUCUCCGCACUCCAGAAGAAACUAUGGGUGCGUGCUCUGCGAGCCCGCGACGAGCGACUGCAGCUCAUGUCGGACCUGCUGUCUUCCGUUCGCCUGGUGAAGAUGCACGCCUGGGAGGAUGUCCACCGGGACAGAGUGGAACGUGCCAGAAACGCCGAGGUGGCGCUCAUGUUCCGCAUCAAUCUGCUGGAUGGUCUCAUCGACUCCCUCUACAGCGCCAACAGUUCUCUGCUGAUGAUCAUCCUGUUUGGAGCACUGACGAUCCUGGACCCCACACGGAGUCUGACUCCCGGAGCGUCAUUCACUUGCGUGUACCUGCUCUUCGUCACAGACCUCGUGAACGUCGCCGCUUCCACCUUCCUCCGGCAAAGGAGCCAGGGCUCGGUGGGGCUUUCAAGGAUUGCGAAGUUUAGUAAUGAAGAGGAGCAGGACGAGAAGUGGAUGGUUCGAGAAAGUUACCUGAACAUAGGCACCGUGGUCCUGGAAGACUGUUCAUUCGCUCAGUGCAAGAACAAGGACGGCUCUGCAACCACCAUCCUGGAGGGCGUCAGACUGGGCGUGGAACCCGGCUCUCUUGUCGGGGUCGUGGGGUUCGUGGGAGCUGGGAAGUCCACUCUGCUGGCCGCCAUCUGCGGGGACCUGCACUGCCUGAGUGGCGUCGUCAACGUCAGGGGCCGGGUCGCACUCGUGCCCCAGUUGCCGUGUGUGCACAACAUGACUGUCCGUGACAACAUACUCUACGGCGAGCAGAUGGAAGAAGACCGCUACCUCUGCGUGCUUCGAGCCUGUCAGCUCCUGGACGACCUGUCCAGCUUCACAGCUGGGGACCUCACCGAAAUAGGCGAGAAGGGGGAGACUCUAAGUGGCGGUCAAAUGCAAAGGAUCGCCUUGGCCCGUGCCGCUUACAGCCCUCGCGACAUCUACCUGCUCGACGAUCCCUUGAGCGCUGUAGACAGUAAAGUUGCUGAUCGAGUUUUCCACGAUGUCCUCGGACCAGAGGGAUUACUAAGAGAUAAGACCCGGAUCCUGGUAACUAACCAGGGGUCUUUGCUGAGACAUGUGGAUACAAUUCUAGUGGUGCACGACAAAAACGUGACGCCCUUCUACAGCCUAGCCGACCUGUCAGACGACGCCAGAGUGCCAGAGACGAUACGACGGGACCUCGAUGCCUCUGCGUCACCGAAAGCGCCGAGUGAUUACAGUGCCACCGAGAAAAAAGAAGUACAGGAAGAAGAAUACGAUCGUCUGAUGAAUCAAGAAACAGUCGGCUUCAAAACUCGCUCCUCUUUGAAGCUGACCUGGGCGGUGUUGAAGCUGUCGGGACUCUGGGUUCCGGCAUCCCUGCUUGCCUUCGCGGGAAGCGGAGUUGCCUUCACUUGGCAGCUGCUGUGGAUGAAGGAGUGGAGGAACGCUCAAUCGGCAGCGUCUACCGUCGACGGAUCUCGGAACGUCGAGUGGGUUCUGGUUCUGGUGGCCCUCUGUUUGUCCGAUGUGGUGCUUCGAGGCGUUGCCAGUGCUAUGAUGGCGGCCAGCACCCGGCGGCUCUCGCUGUCGCUGCACAGCAAAAUGCUGAACGCCGUCCUGCUCAGCCCGGUGUCCUUCUUCGACACGACACCGAGGGGUCGCGUCCUGAACCGUUUCUCCCUCGACCUGGACGACAUCGAUGGCCGAAUGUGCCUGAGCGGAAAGCAGUGCGUCCAGAACACCUUCCACAUGAUUGCCAGGCUCGUCGUUGUGGGACUCCAGGUGCCUAUUGUCUUGGUCGUCGGAGCUGCCGGGGCCUUGGUGCUUGGCGUGGCUCUGUUUGUCGCUGUGAGGAUAUCGCACGGCUCUCGUUUCCUCGAGAGCGUCCGUACGUCUCGCAUGCUGCAGCACCUGACGGAGACGAUGGACUGCCUGGGUACCGUCCGUGCCUUCGGCGUGGUGGAUCGUUUCUGCGCCCACUUCUGCCGCUUGACCGACUGGAACCUGCGCGCGUACUGGACGUUCAGCUGCUGCUACCGUUUCGUCAGGCUCGCCUCGUCCGCCGUCGUCCUGGUCGUGGUGCUGGUCACGGCGGUCUUCAUGGUCUUCUUUGCACCCUCCGAUGUGCAUGGAGACACCGACGCCGGGUCAAUGGGACUGGCGCUUAGCGCUGUGCUUACGAUUCCGAUUAGCAUGAUGGCCCUAUCGCUCAUGUUGUUCUCGUAUCUUCAGUCGGUGGUCUGUUUUGAACGCACUUUGGAGUACACAAACCUCGAACCAGAAGUUGAUGUUUUCGAGGAUGCAAACCCAGAAAAACCCUUCGGGAGGACGUCUCUCAAAGGAGAGUUACCGGCGGUUCGUGAGGUUCAGUGGCGUUCGAAGGGGCGUGUCACGUUUGAAAACUACAGUGCGUCGUUCAGGCCGGGGAUACUACCCGAUGUCCUGAAGGGAAUAACGUUCACCAUUGAGCCGCAUGAAAAGGUGGGCGUUGUAGGGCGCACCGGUGCCGGCAAGUCCUCACUCGUCCUUGCGCUGCUCCGCGUGCUGAGGGGCUCGGGCGGAUCCAUACGCAUGGACGGCGUGGACAUCAACCGCAUUCCGCUCAGAGAUUUACGCAGAGCCAUCACCGUUAUUCCACAGGACCCGAGCCUGAUUCGAGGCAGCCUGAGGGACAACCUGGAUCCGACUGGAUCGCACACCGACGACGAAAUCUGGGAGGCACUCGGGCGGGUCCAUUUGGAUCACCUGGUGCGCGGAAACCCGAAGGGGCUCCAGUUGGACACCGGAGAAGCGGGAGCCAAUCUCAGCGUCGGACAACGGCAGUUGGCCUGCCUGGCACGCGCUUUGGUCCGGAGUCCUCGUCUGCUCAUUCUGGACGAGGCCACGUCCAAGAUGGACGGGGACACGGACCGCCUGAUCCAGAGGACCCUUCGGGAGAUCUUCGGCACGUGCACCAUCCUCACCAUCGCGCACCGCAUCAGUACCCUGCUCGAUUACGACAAGAUCCUGGUUUUGGGGGAAGGUAGGGUCCUGGAAUUCGGACCCAUCGCAGCACUCCUCAGCCGACCGAGCUCGCACUUCCGGAGGAUGGCCUACGAAGCCGGGGUGUUGCCGUCCGCUUACCACCCCGAGGAAUCGUACACAACUCACCUUUAGUGUUUCCACCGCUGUCAUUGACGACGAAAUGUGCGUCAUCAGCAGCACUUAGACGAAGAUGAGACAGAGCAGGAGAGCUGGUUGGUGUUCGUACGCUAGACACGGAUAUGCGGAGGCCAUUCCAAUAGCCGCCUUCUGCACGGUUCUAACUUUGCGCAAUGGGCCGCGGAACGUGCUCUGGGCAUGGGCAGUACACCCGCCGGCGAUAUGAAGGUGAACACCUUACCUGGUUUCUUGGCUGUUUUACGGCUUCCUAAAGCUAUAUUAACUCUCAACGUCUCAAAUGGUACGUGGCAUGGGGUCUAAACUUUGCGUUCUAGCCCUCUUCUGGAACAGAGCUUGUUCCAAAACUUGCAGGAGCGUCAAAAACAAGAAGAGGGCUCUUCACCUUCAUAUCGCUCACGGGUGUACCUUCUACGAAAUAUGGUGCACCUGCUUUCUCGCUAAGCACUGGGCGAGCCUAUCGCUGCAAUCUAAAGGGAGCUCGGCUAAUAACUAAAGUUGUAAAUGACUUAAGAAAUAACUAAACGGCUUGCGCUGUCACACCGAGCAUGGUGAAACAUCACGCUCAGUGUAACGUUACGGGUGUUUUUGCUUUUUUAAGGUCCAAGUGCUUUGCGGAAAAGUAGACUCAUUAGAUAUCUUUAAGUGUAGCCCUCUUCUUUGGAAUACCAGACACUGCUCAUGCAUCCACUGUCCAAUGACACGGCACAUUUCGUCUGUGCAAAAAGCUCUGGAAAGUUGGAUUCGAGGCUAAAUACAAAGAUUAUGUAAGGUUAAAAAAAUAAAAAGACUAACA
Molecule: messenger RNA, 4273 nt
Organism: Ixodes scapularis (black-legged tick)
Lineage: Eukaryota; Metazoa; Arthropoda; Arachnida; Ixodida; Ixodidae
Product: ATP-binding cassette sub-family C member 2
Exons: 20
Coding region: 124-3474 (1116 amino acids)
Biological process (GO): transmembrane transport
Cellular component (GO): membrane
Molecular function (GO): ATP hydrolysis activity; ABC-type transporter activity; ATP binding
Source: RefSeq, a predicted model, not a curated record